CAAAAGGCCUCGUCCUUACUCCGGAUGCCGUAUUCCCGAAUGCCGUACCCUCGGUUUUGUCUCCACUGCUUUUAAUAAUGGAGCUCGAUUCGGUUUCGACGCCGACCCGCAUUUCCCCCUCCCUUGGAUAUCCCCUUCCCCAGGUGAGGUUUCUCGUCCAGUCUCCACUGUCCCCGCAAACACCGUCACGAGGUCCCUGAGAGCACAAAUACGAAACCCAACCAACAGGAGCUCGAGAAAACGAGGAGGAGGAGGAGGAGCCUGAUUCCGUUCUACUUCGUUGUCCAUGUCGUCGUCCGUUUUUUUGCUUUCUAUGGAUCCUUCCGAUCCCUCCUUCUGGAAGGAGUUCCUCGUCGGGAUGCUCAAGCCGGCGGCGGCCACGUCGGUGGUUCUGAUGGCGGUGGUGCUGUCCUUCUUCCAGAAGCUGGGGCUGGAGGGGGAGAUGGUGUAUGCGAUCGCCAGGGCCUUUCUCCAGCUCUCUGUUAUCGGGUUCGUGCUCCAGUUCAUCUUUACACAGAAGAAUGCCGGGUGGAUCAUCCUCGCCUACUUGUUCAUGGUAUCUGUUGCAGGCUAUACAGCAGGUCAACGUGCAAAACAUGUUCCUCGUGGAAAGUACAUAGCUGGCGUCUCCAUUUUGGCAGGAACAGCAGUGACCAUGUUCUUGCUCGUUUUACUGAAUGUUUUUCCCUUCACUCCACGGUACAUUAUUCCUGUUGCUGGCAUGAUGGUAGGUAAUGCAAUGACUGUGACUGGAGUUACCAUGAAAAAGCUCAGAGAAGAUCUCAAAAUCCAAAAGAACCUGGUGGAGACAGCACUGGCUCUUGGUGCAACACCACGUCAAGCAACACUUCAGCAGGUGAAGAGAUCUCUAAUCAUAGCAUUGUCACCGGUAGUGGACAAUGCCAAGACAGUGGGUCUUAUAUCUCUUCCAGGUGCCAUGACUGGUCUUAUAAUGGGAGGCGCAUCACCCUUGGAAGCUAUCCAGCUGCAGAUAGUUGUCAUGAACAUGCUUAUGGGGGCAUCAACAGUUAGCAGCAUCUUGUCAACCUACUUGUGCUGGCCUGUGUUUUUCACCAAAGCCUACCAAUUGGAACCCAAAGUUUUUACUGCAGAUUAAUUAUUCCUUUUUUUUUUUUGAGAAAAAAAAGAGGGAAAGUUAUGUAGACUAAGUCCCCAUGCACCCCCCUUGCCUCCCCACCAUCGACCGUCAACUGUGUUAUGAUCUGGGAUGCAAGCAAAUGAGCUUGCUAUGGUAAAGUUUCGCUGUGUCUGGCUGUAACUUAUUUCUGUCAUAGGAAGUUAGGAACAUUUUCUUCUUCUGGAGUUUGGAGGAAAACUAAAGCUUCAACUGAAGGUUCCAGUUGUUGUUUCAGAA
Elaeis guineensis (African oil palm) is the source of this 1375-nucleotide messenger RNA. RefSeq names its product UPF0014 membrane protein STAR2. Lineage: Eukaryota; Viridiplantae; Streptophyta; Magnoliopsida; Arecales; Arecaceae. Gene Ontology annotation, cellular component: plasma membrane. Gene Ontology annotation, biological process: response to aluminum ion. The record is from RefSeq and is a predicted model, not a curated record.